AUGGUAAAAACUUGUAAGAAUCAACGGGGAAUCAAGAAUGCCAACAGGGAUGCCAAGAGAAAACUGAAGAGAGAUUGCAAUCUUGUAGCCGUGCUCUUGACCAUGGAACAAAUGGCUAAUAACUUAGGCUUGGUUUGGAGCAUAAAAAAUCAUGCCAAGGAACUAUACAAGAAAGCAGAAGGUAGUAGGGUAUUUAGGGGACGGAGAAGACAUUCAAGGGCCUCUAUGGUGGCAUGCUUGUACUUGGCAUGUCAAGAAGAGGAAUUUCCAAGGACUGUAAAGGAAAUGCAAAGUGUUUCUGGAGGAGCCAAAGAGAAGAAUAAACAUAUUAACAAGGUCAUAGGAGUGUUCAAAAAGCAUUUUCAGGUGGGCAGAAAUUAUGGCAAGACACAAGCCUUGGACUUAGGUGAACGCUUAUGCACCAAUCUCUUGGCCUUGACAACCAUGUCAUCAAAGCUAUGA
Glycine soja is the source of this 462-nucleotide messenger RNA. Its product is annotated as transcription initiation factor IIB-like. NCBI's taxonomy places the organism in Eukaryota, Viridiplantae, Streptophyta, Magnoliopsida, Fabales, Fabaceae. The coding region runs from base 1 to 462 and encodes 153 amino acids. Gene Ontology annotation, cellular component: transcription preinitiation complex; nucleus. The record is from RefSeq and is a predicted model, not a curated record. The transcript has a single exon. Gene Ontology annotation, biological process: transcription preinitiation complex assembly; DNA-templated transcription initiation. Gene Ontology annotation, molecular function: TBP-class protein binding.